AUGGGAAAGGUUCUUGAGAUAGAGGCGUUCGGAUUGGCUGCGAAAGACGAAUCCGGAGUUCUCUCGCCUUUCCGUUUCUCAAGAAGGAAAACGGGGGAGAAGGAUGUGAGGUUCAAAGUGUUGUUCUGUGGAAUUUGCCACACUGAUGUAUGUAUGGCGAAAAACGAGUGGGGGUUUACUACUUACCCUCUCGUCCCCGGGCAUGAGAUUGUUGGCGUGGUGACUGAAGUCGGAGCCAAAGUGACUAAAUACAAAGCCGGAGACAAAGUCGGAGUUGUUGGUUACAUGGUCAGCUCGUGCCGGUCAUGUGACAUAUGCAAUGAUGACCAAGAGAACUACUGUCCAGAAAUGAUCAUAACGUCGGGAGGCAAGUACUACGAUGACACCAUGACUUAUGGUGGUUACUCUGACCACAUGGUUUGUGAAGAGGAUUACAUCAUCCAUAUUCCCGAAAAUCUCCCGUUGGACGCUGCCGCACCGCUACUUUGCGCUGGGGUCACGGUUUAUUCACCGAUGAAGUAUCACGGACUCGACAAGCCCGGCAUGCACAUUGGUGUAGUGGGAUUAGGCGGUUUAGGUCAUGUAGCAGUGAAGUUUGCCAAGGCUAUGGGUACUAAGGUCACGGUUAUCAGUACUUCGGAUAGGAAGAGAGACGAGGCGAUUAGUCGGCUUGGUGCGGAUCUGUUCUUGGUGAGUCAUGACCCGGAACAGAUGAAGGAAGCAAUAGGGACUAUGGAUGGUAUUAUUGAUACCGUAUCUGCCACUCAUCCGCUUCUUCCGAUUCUUGGUUUACUAAAAUAUAAGGGAAAACUUAUUAUGGUUGGUGCACCCAAUAAACCACUUGAGCUUCCGGUUCUGCCUCUCAUCUUAGGGAAGAAAAUGGUGGUUGGAAGUAUGACAGGAGGGAUAAAGGGGACACAAGAGAUGGUGGAUUUGGCCGGUAAACACAACAUUACGGCAGAUAUUGAGCUUAUCUCUGCGGAUUAUGUCAACACUGCCAUGGAACGGCUCGAAAAGGGGGACGUUAGAUAUCGCUUUGUGAUUGAUGUUGGCAACACAAUGAAGCCUACUCCUUACUAUAAAGCUUAA
Messenger RNA from Eruca vesicaria subsp. sativa (arugula), 1089 nucleotides. The record is from the annotation of a GenBank genome assembly. NCBI's taxonomy places the organism in Eukaryota, Viridiplantae, Streptophyta, Magnoliopsida, Brassicales, Brassicaceae.